Molecule: messenger RNA, 2064 nt
Organism: Fonsecaea erecta
Lineage: Eukaryota; Fungi; Ascomycota; Eurotiomycetes; Chaetothyriales; Herpotrichiellaceae
Exons: 1
Coding region: 1-2064 (687 amino acids)
Source: RefSeq, a predicted model, not a curated record
AUGGAUCAAGCAGCGAACUUCACCAGUGGCACGGGAGCGACGCUCGCCGCAGUCCUUCAGCAUUGGCAGCACAAGGCAGCACCUAGGAAGGCGGGAGUCGAGCCUCUGCCGGACGAGCCACAAAGAGCAUACAAAGGAACAAAGGUCGACAUCACGGAGUUGCAGCCUUCGACACCAAGAACGCCCAAUAAAACCUUCUCGGAACCCCCUUUGCGAGAGUGGCCGCAUGAACCCGUUCCCAUCACCAAUGAGCCCAUCGUCGAACGGUGUCUCGAUGCAGUCGAUAUGAUACUAUGUUUGCUUCCAUGUAUCCUCAUGGUGAAGGCAGGGCUCUGUAUUCUCGCUUCUGAGAUUGAUAAGACGCACGUGGGCGCCUCGAUCGACAAGACCAGCCAUUUGACUCUUCGCCUAAUCGAAUUCAACAGCCAGCUCACCACCAUUUUUACAAUCAUCUUCAUCGUCAUUGUUUCCACCACUGUGCGGCGGUACGCCCUGUGGAAGGCCGAAAAGGGCGCCACGCUUGGAGAGAUUGAGCAACUGCAUGCAUCCAUCAGCCUGACAGCAACCCUAAAGGCCAUCUGGUCACUGCGAAGAUUCACGUUGACCGGCGUGUCCUUGAUCUUCCUUUGGUCUUGGUACUAUGUGGGAUCUCAGGCGGCGUCGCGGGAGUACUCGUACCGUGAUUCGGUCAGCUUUAGGACUCAGUCGGUUGCAUUUCUCAGUUCGCAUGCGGUAUCUCCUUUCCAAGGCGACCGAAUCGACACCGAUAAGGUCUCGCCCGUCAAGCUGACCGACAUGACGGCGCGGUAUCACCUGUACAGCUCAUUCACAGCGGGAACCCAGAAGACCAACGUCCAAGGUGCCAGAGAGGUCCAAGGAGCAGAUAUCUACGGAGCCACUCUCACGCCGUGGUAUGGCCCUGCUCGCGACAGCUCUUCGCUCGAAUUCGACCGUCAUGGAUGGUUGGAGAUCCCACACAUGUCUGAUCAGCCCGUUAUGUCGUCAAUCGGAACAUCGUUGUAUUGGAUGAACCGGACAGCUGGGACGAAUGCCUGGACGCCGCAGAAGAUGGUCGGCUCUUUCACUUAUCAAGUGUCCAACUUUCAAGCGAAUUGCACGGCGCCGUUCCUCUCCACCAAGGUCAAGCCAAAGGGGUCACUACCCGCCGUGUCCACCACGAUGAACAUGACUGCCAUGCCGUUGGAUGCGACCAAACCCCGCGAGCUAUACUUCUGGAAUUGGGUCAAUGAUACUCACAGUCUUACCUCAACCUGCGAGAUGACCAACGUUACCGUCCAGAUCCAUGCGAUCUGCACGGCGGCGACCUGCAAGCCCACGCGGAUGAAGCACAUCAGCACAUCCCCACGCACAUUGCUCGAUUCCGACGUCUUUGCCACUCCAUAUCUGAAUAGCUUGCUUCUGGCGUGCGGUAUGCCCCAACGGGAGGGCGACUACUCGACCUUCGACGGUGACAACGGACUAGUGGACCUUAAGAAUGGCCUCAAACAAAACGAGCUCAACACUACAGCGCUCCUGGAACAGGCUAGCGCUGAAGCCCAAUUUCCUCUGUCCAUGGCCAUCACGCGAUAUAUGAACACAUACUUCACGUCGUCACAAAUGUUGCGUUACGAGAGCAGUUUCCAGGACGACCUGGCGGUCAAUGGAUUCAUUGCCCUGAACAAUAAUUCGGACUUUAGUUUCCUGAACAUGAAGGGCGCCAUCUACAACCCGCAAUACUCUCUGUCGUGGCCGUGGCUGGUCAUGGACAUCGUCUCAAACGUCGUCCUCCUCGCUACCGCCGUGGCCGCGCUGUGGCUUCGGAAGCAUACCCUAGCCCCGGACAUCUUCGGGUUCGUGAGCAGUUUGACGAGGGACAACCCGCACCUGAAUCUCCCCGAGGGAGGGAGCACACUCUCGGGCAUUGAGCGCAGCAGAAGGAUGAAGAAGGUUAGGGUAAAGAUUGCAGACGUGGGAGAGCAUUCGAGCGUCGGACGGGUUGGCCUGACACAGGUCGACGGACUAGAUGACACCAAGGACUUAGAAAAGGGCAGGACUUACUACUAA